Messenger RNA from Hirundo rustica (Barn swallow), 8742 nucleotides. It is a transcript of the gene PRKCA, whose product is annotated as protein kinase C alpha. The transcript is spliced from 18 exons. Gene Ontology annotation, molecular function: ATP binding; zinc ion binding; diacylglycerol-dependent serine/threonine kinase activity. Bases 47 to 2101 code for a protein of 684 amino acids. The record is from RefSeq and is a predicted model, not a curated record. Gene Ontology annotation, biological process: protein phosphorylation. NCBI's taxonomy places the organism in Eukaryota, Metazoa, Chordata, Aves, Passeriformes, Hirundinidae.
UCGGGGCGGCGACUCCCGGAGCGGCGGGGGGUGGGGAGGAGGCGCUAUGGCCGACGUGUUCCCGGGCUCCGAGCCCGGCGCCGACCCGGAGGCGGCGCGGCGCUUCGCUCGCAAGGGCGCCCUGAGGCAGAAGAACGUGCACGAGGUGAAGGAGCACAAAUUCAUCGCGCGCUUCUUCAAGCAGCCCACCUUCUGCAGCCACUGCACCGACUUCAUCUGGGGAUUUGGGAAGCAAGGAUUCCAGUGCCAAGUUUGCUGUUUUGUGGUUCAUAAGAGGUGCCAUGAGUUUGUUACCUUCUCCUGUCCUGGGGCUGACAAGGGACCUGACACUGAUGAUCCCAGAAGCAAGCACAAGUUCAAGAUCCACACCUAUGGGAGCCCCACCUUCUGUGACCAUUGCGGGUCGCUGCUCUACGGGCUCCUGCACCAGGGGAUGAAAUGUGACACCUGUGAUAUGAACGUUCACAAGCAAUGUGUGAUAAACGUCCCGAGCCUCUGUGGCAUGGACCACACAGAGAAGAGAGGAAGGAUUUAUCUGAAAGCUGAAGUCACUGGUGACAAACUGGAAGUUACAGUGAGAGAAGCAAAAAACCUCAUUCCCAUGGAUCCAAAUGGACUUUCAGAUCCUUAUGUCAAGCUGAAGCUCAUCCCAGAUCCUAAGAAUGAAAGUAAACAAAAAACAAAAACCAUCCGUUCGACCCUGAAUCCUGACUGGAAUGAGUCUUUCACGUUUAAAUUAAAACCUACAGACAAAGAUCGCCGGUUAUCCGUCGAGGUCUGGGACUGGGAUCGAACAACCAGGAAUGAUUUCAUGGGAUCUCUCUCUUUCGGGGUGUCAGAGCUUAUGAAAAUGCCAGCCAGUGGAUGGUACAAGCUGCUGAAUCAAGAAGAGGGAGAAUAUUACAACGUUCCAAUUCCAGAUGCUGACGAAGAUGGAAACGCAGAGCUCCGACAGAAGUUUGAGGACUGUCAUGUAAAUAUCCACUUCUUCAAGAAAGCCAAACUUGGGCCAGCUGGUAACAAAGUCAUUACUUCAACAGAAGACAAGAACUCAAGUGUGCCGUCCAACAAUCUGGACAGGGUGAAGCUGACAGAUUUCAACUUUCUCAUGGUUCUUGGAAAGGGGAGCUUUGGGAAGGUGAUGCUGGCAGACAGGAAGGGCACAGAGGAGCUCUACGCAAUCAAAAUCCUGAAAAAGGACGUGGUGAUCCAGGAUGAUGAUGUGGAGUGCACCAUGGUUGAAAAACGAGUCCUGGCACUGCAGGAUAAGCCCCCGUUCCUGACACAGCUCCACUCUUGUUUCCAGACAGUUGACCGGCUGUAUUUUGUGAUGGAGUAUGUCAAUGGUGGCGAUCUCAUGUAUCACAUCCAGCAAGUAGGAAAAUUUAAGGAGCCACAAGCAGUGUUCUAUGCAGCUGAGAUCUCAAUUGGGUUAUUCUUCCUCCAUAACAAAGGGAUUAUUUAUAGAGAUCUGAAAUUAGAUAACGUGAUGUUGGAUUCAGAAGGACACAUUAAAAUUGCUGAUUUUGGGAUGUGCAAGGAGCACAUGUUAGAUGGAGUAACAACCAGGACCUUCUGUGGCACUCCAGACUACAUUGCACCAGAGAUUAUUGCGUACCAGCCCUAUGGGAAGUCGGUGGAUUGGUGGGCAUAUGGUGUGCUGCUCUAUGAGAUGUUGGCUGGCCAGCCUCCAUUUGAUGGGGAAGAUGAAGACGAACUCUUCCAGUCCAUAAUGGAGCAUAAUGUUUCCUACCCAAAAUCGCUGUCCAAAGAAGCUGUCUCCAUCUGCAAGGGGCUAAUGACUAAACAUCCUGCAAAACGCCUUGGCUGUGGCCUGGAAGGUGAAAGAGACAUCAGGGAACACGCUUUCUUCAGGAGAAUUGACUGGGAAAAAUUGGAGAGCAGAGAGAUUCAGCCACCUUUCAAACCUAAAGUGUGCGGCAAAGGGGCUGAAAACUUCGAUAAGUUCUUCACACGAGGACAGCCGGUGUUGACGCCUCCAGAUCAGCUGGUCAUUGCCAACAUAGACCAAACGGAUUUUGAAGGGUUCUCUUACGUCAACCCCCAGUUCGUGCACUCCCUGGUAGAAAAUGUAGCAUGAAACAGCAGAACAAAUCCCGCCGCGGGGAACAGUUGUAACCCUACAAUUUUUAGGCUUUCGCCUUGUUGAUUCCAUUUGGGCCUGGAAAUUGUAGGGUUAGAGGGUGUAAGAUGAGGGAAGGGCCACUCAGUCAGGAUUUGGGCUUUGCAGAUGUUGUCUUAACAGGAGAUAAAUUAGUGCACGGUGCCCACUUUUUCUUCUAGGAGUCGCCACUGACUUGUUGAAACUUACCCGUGUUUGGUACGUUCUAUAUUUUGUAACUUCCCACUGUCCUUUUGCUCCCUUUUCCACUCUGUUGUGUUGGAAAAGCGUCUGACACGUGGUCUGAAGGAGAAGCCACCUCGAGUGUUCAUUCCUUGGGGGCGGAUGCCGGGAGGUGGGAGCGUCAUCCCCGCGCUCCCAGGAGACCUCGGGGACAGAUCCAGAGACUGAGCGGGGUCAGCUCCAGAGGGGAGAGGCAUUGCAAAAACAUUGCGGAAAGCGUUUGCAAAAUACGGCAGGAAAAAAAAAGAAAUAGUUGGGAAUGGGUGGGAGGGGGAACGAAAUCAAAUUAGACCCUGAGGCCUGGCGAACCGAUGCUGUAAGAUCCCAAAUAAAAGCGCUCCGGUGGUGGCCGCAUCUCUAGGAUUUGUGCUAAGAGUAGCAUGUGAUAAACUCAAGGGUGAAAUUUUGUCUUUAAUAAUAAUGAUAAUAAUAUAAUUACGAUGAUAAUAGUAAUAAUUUUAAUAAUACUUUUGUGAAUUUUUAAUCUCCAUGAGAUUAUUCUGUGAUCCAGGGUGCCAUUGUCUGUUCAGUUGGUUUAAUUUACACCACUCCUCAAGUUUACUGUUAACUGGUUCUAAUACCAAGAUUUUACUAUGAAAUUUAUUAACCUGGAAUAUAAAACAAAACUGUAAUUCCUUGAAUCUUAUUUACGUGUGUUUAUUUAUAGUCUGCAGUGUAGGGCAGUAAAUUGAAGAAAGCAUUAUGUAUACUAAAUUAACAAAAAAUGCAGCCCCGAGUGACUUCCUGAUUUCUCCAGAAUAACUCAUGAAAAUCAAGUGAGAUUUAGUCUUAAAUAAUCAGUUCUAAUUCAGAAAACUUAGGGCUGUAGAAUAAUCAAACCUGAAAGAAGCAGCACCUAAAACUCGUUUUAUUGGUAGAAUGGAAUUUAAUACAUUUUACAUAUGCUUCAUGCAAUGAAUUUUGCAUGUUUAGUAAUAACUCUUAAUAAUAAGGGUUAAUAAUAAGCAGAUCUAUAUUAUUGACAUAACCGUAUCAAGCAUAAAGAGUAUUAUAAAAAUUUUAUAAAACAACUUGUGCUUUAUUUGUGGAAGUUCUUGUUCUGAAUGACACCAUUUAGAUUUAGCUAAAUGUUUUCUUGCUAUUGUUUUGAUUUUUACUUUAGGUUUUGAAUAUUGUUACUGGCUUAGGGUAUAAUCUCUUUUUUUUUAAAGUAGAUAUACUUUUAAAUAAUAAUCGCUACCUGCAGGUUUUAUACGAGGUUCAAUUAGGCUUUCAUUUCACAUCUGCUUAUUACUUGCAGAGAAGGAAAUAGACUUUAUUUGCAAUGAUGAACACUGUAAUUAAUGCAAUCUUCUCCUCUCCUAUCACUUAGAUUAAAAAUUUUGAUAUUUCCUCUUACAACUUACCAGAUGAUAUUAACUCAGAUAUCAGUAAAUAAUGUUUUGUGCAUAUUUUGGUUUUGUUACAGCAUGUAAAAUAGUAGUCGGUGCAUUUCCCCCUUUUUUUUUCCCUCCUGCCUUGAUCCCAUUAGCAGCCACAGGCCCUUUUUGUCUGUCAGAUGUGCAUGAUGAUGCCAGAAGCAUGAUGUCUCUGUUGCUGCAUGCAGACUGAGUACAAUUUUUCCAGCAUGUAAACCUAUUCAAAAAAGUAAGAUAUUUGCCAUAAAAUACUUCAAUUUAUACUAGAACAUGUAAUGGGGUGGGGUGGGCAGGGGAACCUACUUUUUAAUUAUCUUUUAUGACAAUAAAACGUGGAACCUGUGCCAAAGAUUCUGUCAGAAAGAUCCAGUCCUGCCAGGUGGGAGCCAGAGGGGUGGGUUGGACCUGGGGGCUGACCUGGCUCCGUUGGGAAGUUGUUGAGGGAAGCGUGGCUGGAUGCGAAGAGCGACUGUGUCGAGCUUCUGCACCUGCAGGGCCCUUGGGAAACGUGGGUUCGAGGCCAGGAUGUGCAAUUUCCACACUCCAGGAGUCCAGCUGUUGCCCUGUCUCAGUCCUUUCGUGCCCCCAGCUCCCACCAGGAGCAUCUUGGAGUGAUCAAACCCUGACAUUCCAAGGUGUAGCUCACGAGGGGCGUUGGGCAGCUGACAGGAACCCAGAUCAUUGCCUAGACAAACAGGACUCCAAUCUUCUCAGACAUUUUCGGAGCAAAAUUUUUAAACUUCUGUGUCAAAUAUGCUGUCAGCCAAGACUGGGAGUUCAUUUUCUCCUUUGUGUAUUAAGUACUUCAAAAACAGUGGUAUUCACCAUAAAGCAUGUGGCCUAAUGCAGCAUUCAUUACUUUUUUUCUUUUUUCUGAUUAUUAUUAGCCUGACAACGUUUAGUAAAAUCUGGGUAGAAGUCAAGCUGUAGAAGAUAAUAGACUGAACUAAGAUAACGGAUUACUGAGUCUCAGAUGUUAGUAAAGAAGGGGCUCUCAUCUAUGCCAGUCUGCCAAGAGGCGCCAUUGUGCUCGUUUUUAAAAUGUGAAAUGAAAAAGACACUUUUGAAAAAGGAAAAUACUGGGAGAAAUACCAGCAUACAGGUUUGGGGAGUAAGCAAAGCAGAACGGGGGCAGAACUGAACCAAGGCAGAAGCUCCCCUGGGUAGAUGUUCCCACAGUUCUGUUUUCCUGAUGAAAUCUGGAUUUUCCAAGGAAGUCCCAUUGCUGGCACAGCGGUGACCAUCAGUGCUAUUCACACCAGGACACGGUGGCACACGGCUGGUCUGGCACUGGGACAGGGGACAGACCUGCUCAUUUUUUGGCUACUUCUCACUCCCAGUUUCUUCAGCCUUUAUGAUUGUCUCCCAGUUUUUCUGACGUAGAAGCAGAAAUUCCUCUCUAACGCCGUUACCUCAGGUCCCCGGGCUUGUGACGUGUGUGCUGUCUUCUGGAGGUUUCUGUAACACUUAGGAAAAGGUUCUGUGAACUCAAGGAUCCUGCAGGAGCAAGGCAGGGUUGGAUAAGGCAGGGAUUAGUUGUGUUACCCCUCACUGCUCUUCCCAAUGCCCUCACAUGCUCUGACCUUUCCCGAGAGCUCCCGCUGGCUGCUCAGAAUCCAGAAACUUAAAAUGGCAAGGAAAACCUGAAGAAUCCAGCCAGAAUUUUCAUAUCUUUUUAGAGACAGAUGUUAUUUAUAUAAUAUUUUUCACAAGAUUUGGUUUUUCUAGAGAACAUGUAUCAACAGAAGGAGAGGCAUUAGAGCUGCUUCUCUUUCACUCGUGUUCGAUAGCAAGUGUAAUCCCAACACCCACGUUGCCACCAAGAUUCCCAAAAGGCAAAUUGAAAAUUGUACUGCUUUAAAGCUGGGGUGGAAGUUUUGGGAGCUGUGAUUGAAAAUUGUACUGCACUGAACCUGGGGUGGAAGUUUAGGGAGCUGUGAUUGAAAAUUGUACUGCACUGAACCUGGGGUGGAAGUUUUGGGAGCUGUGAUUGAAAAUUGUACUGCACUGAAGAUGGGGUGGAAGUUUUGGGAGCUGUGUUUCCAUCCCUGUUCUCCAGUCCCAGAUGGUUCCAGGGCAGCCCCACUCCUGCCUGUCACAGGUCUGCCCUGUAAAACUUCCAAGGGGUUUUCAGGGAUCAGAUGGGAUUUACCUGGCUCCUAGGCAAAUUUUGUCAUUAUUCAGGCAUCUGGAUGCUUUUGUGCACCUUUGAGUGACCAGAGCAGGGUGGUGGGAUUCCAGGACAAGCAUUUCACCCAGCGGCCAGGGUCAGUGCCCUGAGCAAGGUUACCACAUAUGUGAGAAGGAGAGAGCACAUUCCCAUGGUAAAAUACUCCUUAAUCCAGCUUAGAGGAAAAAUUCAGUUUAGCUUUCUGAUUGUUCAUUCUUUCCAGAAAUACAAUUGAAUUUCCUUUUACAAACUGAAGAAAGUUGUUCUGGAAAUCGGCAGUUGUUUAAAAAAACCUCAUCACAUCUGAAUGCUGCUGGCCUUUGAAACCCAUCCUGCCUUUUGGGGUGAAUCCAAACCAAUAAUGCUGAGCUUCUAUGAAAUUGAUAAGGUCGAGCAAGAGAGGAACUUGUCUUCUAGCUGGAAAGAUGACAUGUCCAAGGAUGGAGUGGUACCAGUUGAAAAGUGUUUUCUGAGCUGGUGCCUCUGGAUGCAGUCCCAGUUAAAUGCCAUAGGAGACACAUGCAGUGAGCAGGGGGGCAGAUCCUCCUUAGCAAAGCAUAGCAUUGGAAAUAAUUAAUAAUAAUAAUCAUCAUCUUAAUAAUAGUCCAAUAAUAAAGUUUUGAUACGAGUAGAAAGCAUGUUUACAGUAGGCUUUUGGACCUGCCAGGAAACUUCUGGAAAUAUUUAAUGUGAUUUUCAGUUCUUUUAGUCGUUAGCAUAAGUUAUUGUGCAUAGGGUUUUUUUGUCUCUUUGCAAACGUGAGUGUGGGCCGUGUUUGAUGUGUCCCCUCUGUAGGAGGGCACUGAGCUGCCAAGUAGUCAAGAAGUAAACAAACUAAAAAGCACUUUUUUCCCUCGGCCCCGCGCUCCCAGAUGGGAUCUGAAAUGGCUGAGCUGCAGAAAUAAGUAAGAUUUGACUCCAUAACCGUGCACGGUUCCCUCCCUGUGCCAGUAACAAUUGGGAAUUCAAUAGCCUUAUCAUGAAUAAUCAUCGUGCACUACAGCCCUCCUGUUCCCAGGAAAACCUUGAGAGGGAGAGGGCAGCUUGUUAACCUCCCUGCCUCACUCACCUCACCUGUGGAACGGGGUGAAAAACACCUCCUGACCCCACAGGGAGGGGUGAGGACUUCUUAGGCAAUGUUUCUAAUUCACUUUUAACCUGAAAAGAGUUGUGUAAUUAUUAUUAUGAUUUUUAAUAUUAAAUCAGCUUCUUGGAUUCACAUGGUACUGCUGGCUAUACCAUGCUGUUUCUACUUUUUUAUAGAACUUUAGUAACUCUGCUGAAACCGUUUGAAGAGAAAUAAAAUCAGAUCUGAUAACGUUUCUUACAGAAUCUGGAGUCCAGCUUUUGUACCUGGAGUCAGGCUGUGGCGGGGAGUGAUGCUUGCUGAUUGUGUCGGUCAGCUGCACUUACCUCUUUUCCAGCUACUGAGAUUUUUAUGUGCAAUUUAAAAAUUCCAUGUCGAUGGAAGUCUUAGCAGAACUGGUUCUUGGAGGGGGAGAUUCCCUUUGGGUAAAUAAAGACAGCACGGCUGUUUUUUAGUACCAUUUUUACUGACUCCUGCUGAAGGAGGAGCUCUGUUCUUUGUGCAGCUGGUCCGUCCAUGACAGGUCGAUAUUUUCUGUUGAUAUUUUAAUGUGCUUCUGUGUUGUAAAUGUGUCUUUGUGCUUUGUUGUGGUUCUUUUCCCCCUUUGUCUGUGACACCGUGGUUCAAAUUUAAAAGAAAACUGCUCCAGAAACUGUUUAUUUCUUCCACUGAUGUCAGUUGACCUAAAUAAAUAAAUUAAGUCUGUUAAUGAUUUGAAGCAGUGCAGGAUGAGUAGCAACAACAUUGACACUCAGCUGCUGCUGAAGCUCAUUUCUCACUCUGGUUACAUUGGUCACUCUGCAGCUGAUGCUUUCAUUAGUUUUAUAAUUACUAAUGACAGGGUCGUUUAAACAGAAAGGAAAAUGAUGUUCAUGAGCUUUACAAACAUUUUCCUGAGAAGUAUUUGAAUUUUUUUUCUUUCUCUCUGAGCCCCUUGAGGUGACAGUGCCACGGGCUCCAUCCUUCAGAGCUUCACACACUCCUGGCUUGGCACCCAGGGAGCCACGGAGCUCCCUGGGUGCUGAGUGCUGGGCUGAGAGCCCCAAGUCACUGAAAACAUGAAUUAUAUUAUCAAUUUAGAAAUUUAUAAAUUCUAUCAAUUUAUAAAACCCGAAUUAUAUUAUGUGUUUGCACCCACUGUUGGCCUUGGAGUAUAAAAGCAAUGUUCUUGCAGGGGUGAUAAAAACUUCAUCUAUGGCUCAUUCCCCAAACCUUUCAUUUGUUCUCUCCCAUGUUAUCAAAAUGAAUGUUAAAAAAAAAAAGAAAUUUCAAAAAAAUGAAGCUUGUUGGCUCUUUUUAAAAUGUGCAUUUCCCAGCUCUCUGUGGUUUUGCACAACAAUACAGAGAACACCUGAAACCUCUCAAAUGACUGUAUGCUACUUUAUUUUUUUUUUUUAAAAAUGGACUAAUGCCACCUUGAGCUCAUUAAUAUUUUUAAUAUUAUUUGAAGACCCAAAUGUUGUUUUUGUAUGGAGGAGAACAUUAUUUAUUUUCAUAUCAUUUAUCUGCAAGAUGCUACCAGAAAAUUUGGAGAGGCCAUUCAUUUUUCAGAAGAUUUUUUUUAAAAAAAUAGCUAUUGAAAGUGUAGUGGACAAGACUGAUGUACAAAUUACAGCAUCUUUUUUUGUCUGUUUGUUUCAUAACUCGCAGUAUCUCCAAUCUUUGUUUGCAUGAAAUGCUUUUGUUAAAUAUUAAUUGUAGUUUCAAAGCAAGUGUGUAUGAAUAAAAAUACUGAUCAUUA